Merops nubicus (carmine bee-eater) is the source of this 501-nucleotide messenger RNA. RefSeq names its product WD repeat-containing protein 34-like. NCBI's taxonomy places the organism in Eukaryota, Metazoa, Chordata, Aves, Coraciiformes, Meropidae. Gene Ontology annotation, molecular function: dynein light chain binding; dynein heavy chain binding. Gene Ontology annotation, cellular component: ciliary plasm; cytoplasmic dynein complex. The record is from RefSeq and is a predicted model, not a curated record. The transcript is spliced from 3 exons. Gene Ontology annotation, biological process: intraciliary transport. The annotation marks the transcript as partial.
CCGCCCCGGACCGGCGGCUCCGUUCCCCUCCGGGCGCCAGCAGAGCUCGCCUUCGCCCCGCACGCCGGGCCCGUGUACUCCGUGAGCUGCUCGCCCUUCCACAGGAACCUCUUUCUGAGCUGCGGGACGGAUGGACAGGUUCACUUGCACUCCAUGUUGCAGACACAACCCCUCGUUUCUCUUCAGCUGUCAGAGAAGUACCUGUUCUGUGUGCGCUGGUCUCCGGUUCGACCACUGGUCUUUGCAGCUGCCUCCGGGGAAGGAGCCGUGCACCUCGUGGACCUCGGGAGGAGCUCCCGCAAAGCCGCCGUCUCCAUCAGGCCGGCCGCGGGCGAGCGCCCCGUGUACUGCCUGGAGUUCAACCCCAGGCACAGGCAGCUCCUGGCAGCAGGGGAUGCUGCCGGCACCCUCAGGGUCUGGCAGCUGAGUUCGGACUUCACGGAGCAGGGGCCCAGGGAGCUGCAGCAGCUGGAGCAGCUGGCGAGCGAGACCACGGACUGA